Molecule: messenger RNA, 3574 nt
Organism: Gopherus evgoodei (Goodes thornscrub tortoise)
Lineage: Eukaryota; Metazoa; Chordata; Testudines; Testudinidae
Gene: DNAJB4
Product: DnaJ heat shock protein family (Hsp40) member B4
Exons: 4
Coding region: 572-1774 (400 amino acids)
Cellular component (GO): cytosol
Molecular function (GO): protein-folding chaperone binding
Source: RefSeq, a predicted model, not a curated record
CUCUCUGUCCCUGUCACUCCAGUAGAACUAAAAUGAAAGGUUUGAAAAAUCACAUGGUGAUUGCAAGCAUGAAGCUUUCUAGCAUAUGGGUCCUAUGCAGAAUUGAAGGUUUCAUUGUGCAACUGCCUAUCAUGGCAAAGAAAAUCUUCCAACCCUGAACCACUAUAAUACUAUCUUCUGAAAUCUACGGAGUGAGCUUCUGUACCUCUGCUGUUAAUAGUUCAAGCUGCAGCUUGCACUGAAAGCUGAUCAGAAUUGUGUUCGUUUUCACUGUAGCUUUUCAAAAUCCUGUAGACAGCAGUAAAACUGAGAAGAAUUACAUCUGUUUACUCUGCUGUUUGAGAAGAGCUGAGCAGCAGCAGCAAGGGCAGGAAUUGGAGCUGUUCACUGAGACGGACUUUUGGGUUUAGGUGAAGGGGGAGAGGUAGAGCAGUGAAGAACCACCCACAUCUCCCAGCAACCAGGAGUCUGGGGGUGGGAAGAAGCAAGGGGGGGAUGAGGAGCAGGAGAAGGAGAAGGUGCUUCUCUUGCAGCAACUGAAAAGGGAAGGCAUUACCUUUAAAUUUGUCUCAUGCUAGCCCAUGGCUUGUACAUAAGACUGUCUCCAGGCAAGGUCCAGGUACAGCACCCUGAUAGGAACACCAUCAGACUCUCACUUUUCCUCACAAUUACGAAGUAUUACUGCAUUACUCAGACACAGGACACUGGUUUCUUCAUAUCGAGAGAAACUGAAAUUAAUCUAACAACACUCGGAAUGGGAAAAGAUUAUUAUUCAAUUUUGGGAAUUGAAAAAGGGGCUUCUGAAGAAGAUAUCAAAAAGGCUUACAGAAAACAAGCCCUUAAAUGGCAUCCGGAUAAGAACAAAUCACCCCACGCGGAGGAAAAAUUCAAAGAGGUUGCAGAAGCCUAUGAAGUGCUGAGUGAUCCCAAAAAGAGAGACAUUUAUGAUCAGUUUGGGGAGGAAGGGUUAAAAGGAGGAGCUGGAGGACCUGAUGGACAGGGUGGCACCUUUCGAUACUCUUUCCAUGGUGACCCACAUGCCACAUUUGCAGCAUUUUUUGGUGGUACAAAUCCUUUUGAGAUCUUCUUUGGGAGAAGAAUGCCUGGUGGCAGAGACACCGAAGACAUGGAAGUGGAUGGAGAUCCUUUUGGAUCCUUCACUAGUUUUAGCAUGAAUGGAUUUCCAAGAGAAAGGAAUACAGUUGGUAGUCAGCCUCGUCGUAAACAAGAUCCCCCGAUUAUCCAUGAACUUAAAGUAUCAUUGGAAGAGAUAUAUCAUGGCUGCACAAAAAGGAUGAGAAUUUCCCGAAAAAGGCUGAACCCAGAUGGUAGAAGUGUCCGAACGGAGGACAAAAUCCUCACCAUUGAGAUCAAGAGAGGGUGGAAAGAAGGCACCAAAAUCACUUUCCCAAAAGAAGGUGAUGAAACACCCAACACUAUCCCAGCCGAUAUUGUUUUUGUCAUUAAAGACAAAAGUCACUCGCUCUUCAAGAGAGAUGGUUCAAAUAUUAUCUAUCCUGUUAAAAUCAGUUUGCGGGAGGCUUUAUGUGGCAGCUCGGUCACCGUGCCAACAAUAGAAGGAAGAACCAUACCUAUGACAAUAAAUGAGGUUGUAAAGCCUGGGAUGAGGAGAAGAAUUAUAGGAUAUGGGUUGCCGUUUCCCAAAAAUCCCGACCAACGUGGUGACUUAAUUAUAGAAUUUGAAGUAAAUUUCCCAGACAAUAUACCUCCAGCAUCAAAAGAAGUACUUAGGAGAAAUCUUCCUGUUUCAUAAAGGAAUGGACUGUGUUAACACUGUUUCAGCAGGACACUGAAAAUGCAGAAGACUGGCAAAUUCAUGCUGUAAAAGUGCAAUCUAUAUCCAUUUGUGGAAUAUUCAUUUUCUUUUCGUGGGGUGGAGGGAGGGAAUACUGUAAUGCUGCAUGAGAAGAGAAUGGUUAAAUACAAGUCACGCGGGUAACUCUUGUAGUAAAACAUACAGGGAAAACCACUCACUGUAUCUUACUUUAGAUCUUCCUAAUCAGAGAGUUUAUUCAGUAUUUUGCUUACAUGUAAGAUGUAAUCAUUUCGCAAAAACUCAAUGCACGUAUUUCUAAUAAAGUACUUGAGCAUCCAAGUACUUUAUUUCAUGUAUCUCUUGAUUAUCUAUGUGAUGCUACCCGCCAAUAUCAGAAAUCAGAAUUCAUAGUAGAAAUAUGCUCAUUUAAUAUCCAGAUAUUUAAGGAGACUAAAGCAUUAACUGACACCAUUUAGAUAUGAAGGCUCACAUGCUACCUUCCAUUUCACAAAGCAAAGGCUAGCUAAAUCUGUUUGUAGAGCUUCUGAACCCACAAAAGAGGUGAGCCUUCUUCCAGCUGCCCAGAUUUUGUGAGGGCUGUACUGAAGCAUUAAGGGAGAACACAUGGCUCUGGAGAAAGGAGUACAGGUAUAGCCACUCUGUGACAUGCUCCCUUCAGAAAUCCACUUGGGGAAUACUACUAAUCGGUGCUAACACCCAUUCCCUAGGAAUGGAUUUCAGUCCAACCAUUGGCAGGACAACAUGGUAUCUUAGCUCCAGAAGGAGCCAUGCUGUCAUGGCUACCCAUGGCUGCCCAUGGAACGGUGUAAAUAAAGGCGCUUGGCUUACACACACAUUUCAAGAUCAUGCAUAACUCAGGACAUCUGUAGAGUUCAAGGGCUGAACCAUAUACCACUUCCAUAAGAGAGAAGGGACAAAGCCCAGCUCGCAGCUAAGGAUUCUGAGGAAACUUUUUGGGCCUGAUCUGAAGCUCAUUUAAGCCAGUGGAAGUCUUUCCGUCAAUUCAGUGAGCUUGGAUAUGUUCCUUUGUGAAUAGAAACAUGAGUUACCUAGCACUUAAGGUGAAAAAACAUAUGUAGGGGAAGGAGAGAGCCUUCAGUAAUUGAGUCUAGUAUCAUAACAUGCUAUAGGGCUGGUUCCCUUGGUUGCAGUAUGGUUUUGGUCAUAUAAUUGCCUUGCAGACUUACUUUCAUAACUUAGGUUUUAAAAACAUGCCACAGUGCUUUAAUAAUGACAUUCGUAAAGGAAGAUUUAUUGUUCUUUAUAAGAAGAUAAUAUUACUCUUAUUUGCAGUCAUUCUUUUACCUGUGGAAAUCUACUAGUUACCUUCUCUGAGUAAUUUAGGUUAUAACAGGGUCUUUAGCAAUGUCAUAGAAAUGAUUUUCUGUAGAAAGGUGGAUUGUGAGAGUUAGGGUUAAUUUAGUUAGCCUUUUUUUUAAUGAGCCCUAGCACAAAAGAAUCCCACUUCAAUUUUUCAAAGCAACACAUUCCUAGAAGAUACUGUCAAUUUUUUAACUACAGUUUCUCUUUCAUACAGUUGACAUAUAUGAUAGUGUAAAUCAUAUUCAUUUGCAGUCCUGAACAAACAGGGAACCUGAACAGUUGGGGGAGUGAGACUAGAAAGGCAAAAAAAGUUUUUAAAUGAAUUGCUACCUACUGCUUAUGCCUAUUGUUAUCGUUAUAUAUUGUGUUUAUGCAUUUAAAAUAUUUCCAGUUUCAGUAUGUUCUGUAUGGCAUUUCUCAUGUGUUUUUUAAUAAACUUGUUUUUAACUUUUU